Molecule: messenger RNA, 555 nt
Organism: Macrobrachium nipponense
Lineage: Eukaryota; Metazoa; Arthropoda; Malacostraca; Decapoda; Palaemonidae
Product: CCHC-type zinc finger nucleic acid binding protein-like
Exons: 3
Coding region: 1-555 (184 amino acids)
Molecular function (GO): zinc ion binding; nucleic acid binding
Source: RefSeq, a predicted model, not a curated record
AUGGGGAAGACACAGGAUAAGGAUAAACCUGAAGAGAAGAAUAAGAAGGGGACUGAGAAAAAGAAGAAGACUAAGGGAAAGAAGGUUGGCAAGGGUGACAGACAGGAUGAGACUAGGACUGAAUACAUUGGGGAAAGGGCUGAGAGUGAUUUACAUAGUGGUGAGUGGAAACAGGUAGGUAGAAAGAAGGGUAAGAAGAGCGUAGUCAAGAGUAUGGACAUGAGUAUGGAAGUGGAUUUGCUGUAUUCAGAAGAGAGAAAGAAGGGUCAGAAUGGAAGUAGCAAAAGUAAGAGUGAGAGUGAGCAAAAGUGUGGACAGGUAGGGCACAUAGCUAGUGAAUGUCAGGGUACCCGUAUGAACGUGGUUUGUGGCAACUGCGGGAGGAACGGGCACUAUGCUAGGAUGUGUAAAGAACAGCAUGCGAAGUGUGUUGAAUGUGGAUUGGAAGGUCACUUGGUUCGUGCCAGAUGGAGGGAGGCCGAUAGCCCUGCCUCAGGGGACAGGUUCCAGCCUGUGCACAAGGACAAUUCGAAUGGUAAACACAGAGGAUUUUAA